CUCUCUCUGUGUGCCUCUGUGUGUGUCUCUCUCUGCUUGUGUGUCUGUCUAUGUGUCUCCGUGUCUGUGUAUUGUCUCUCUCUCAAAUUUAGCAAUCUUUGGAAGAACGUAAUCAACCAGCAUACACGCAUUCGUCAUGAGAAAGCUACUGGGUGGAGUCUGGGAAGCUCCACCUUUUUGUGAAUCUGAUUAUAAAGCCGGCUUCAAUCCAAAGAGCAGAAGAGACAGAGCGAAUGACAUGCGCCCUACGGCUCUCCAUCACCUGGACAUUCUGGACAUAAUGCAACUCCACCUCACCCUCACACUUGACCAUCUGUAAAGAGUGACAGGAAGAAGGUUCCAUCAGCCCUAGUGCUCUGAACACGUGAGAGGCUAUGUCGGAAGAGGAGGAACACACCGUUAAAGCUCAGGAUGAACUUGCCAAAGUAAUUACAGACUUAGGUCUUCAUAAAAAUUACUGGAUUCCAAAACUGCGAGAUAUUUUACAUAUCACCAAUGUACAAGCAUUGCAAUAUUUUGGCCCUGAAGAAUUUGAAACAAUAGAACCACAUUUCCGGCAUCCAUGGGAGAAAAAGGCAUUGUCUAAGUUAAUGGAAAUGUCAGGCAGAGAAGUUGUAUUAAAACAAUCACAAAAAUGUGAUCCAAUUGGAAAUAAACAGAAGCAAGAUGCACCAACAAAGCAGCAUCCAGAACAAAUGGAGCAGAUAAGGUCAACUCACAUUGGUGAGACCAAAAUAGAGGAUGAGACAGAUAAGCGACCGGAAUUGAAAGGAGCAAAAGAAAAUGCAUUGUAUAACAAGAGCCAUUCCAAUGAUAUCGAAAAUACUUUUCUCAAGCAGUUAGAUUUAGCAAACAUUUCUAUUUUACAUGGAACUGUAUCAGAUCAUUUUUUUUUACAAAAUGCAUCUAAAGGACUUGCUUUAGAGGGGGUUUAUAAAACUGGUCAAAUAAACGCUGUGUUACAGAAAAGAGGCAAACUCGUAAACAGCCCAAUGUCGUUUAAUCUUGCUGGCCCAGUACAUCAGCCAAUGAUAAAACAACAAGAGUUUUCAUCCUCUGAAGAGGAAUCAAUAUUUGAGACAGCAGUAGAAAAAAUUGGAUUCAAUACCAUAACCACAGGUUUCCUACAGACAUUGAAUGAAGAAACCACUUCACAGCAUUGCAAGGCAUUAUACACUGAAGAAAAACAACGCGAAAAUCCCAAUUAUUCCCGAAGUCAUUGCGCCAAAUAUCUGUACCUACCGCUCGCCUCAGGAAGUCUUGACUUUGAUCAACUCAAGCUUUCUGAUGAGGCGUUGGAGGAAUUACAAAGCAUUGAAAGCACUUUAAAAACCGUCAACGAUUCUUUUAAAACACGUGUACUUAAAAGCAGGUUAGGGAGUUUUUUUGAGACCUUUGGCUCUCAUGCCCACACAGGCCCUGUCCACUUUGGUGGGAUAUUUAAGUGGAAAGCAUCAGCAGAGGACAUCACCUCAAAUCAGGAAAAUGAACAAAGAAAUAUACUAUCGGAGGCAGUGGAAAGAUAUUCCACUUCUGCCUACAACAACAGUGGCUGUGCAGGUGGCGUGAGCAUGAUGGCAUCCAACUUUAUAACGGAAUUUUCUGAAAAAUACAACGCUACACUUUUGAGUAAGGUGACAUUUUCCGUAGGUACAAUAGGUGGGCCCCCUGGCAUUUGUUCUCUUCAACAAUGGAAAACUGACGUUGUUUCCAAUGCAAAAAUGUGGUCUGUCAUUGACCGAGGCACAUCAUUGGUACCCGUGUGGGACAUUGUCACGUUUAACCACGAAAAUGAUUUUAAAAAUACUUUGAUAGCAAACAGCCUCAAGGAGGCAUACACGCUUUUGACAAACCCAAUUCCCAAUAAUCGUCUUGAAGAUAUAUUGGUCUCUGCCAAAGUUGAAGCCCAGUCAGUGAUGCAAGAUAUUAAACAUUGGCAAGAAUCUGACGUGGAAUAUAAUUUACAAAAGAUAAUUGAUUUAAAACAAAAGUUACAUGAUGAAACAAAAAGCAAUUUGAUUUGGAUAAACACCUGUUUGUCUCACCCAGCUCUCCAGUCAUUUUUGUCAAAUAUUAUUACAGCACCUGCCAAUACGGUGCAAAUAAAAAAGCUUAUGCGCUCUAUUAUGGAGCCAAAGUGUUGUGAGGUUGACAGUUUUCCACAACUCGCCUCCGUUAUGCAGUGGCUUAAUGAAUCUAAAGGAGUCUCUGCUCAGGUAUCUGACUUUAAAGAUCUCGUGAACAUCUUAACACAAGCAAAAGAACAUUUAAAAGAAGUUGAGUUUUCAACAAAGUAUUCAGAAAUAAAUGAAAAAAGAAACAAAGAAAUCACGAGUUCAUUUAAUUCAUUCUGUCAAUCACUGAGAACAGCAGAACUUAUCGAACAGGAAAUACUCAUAAUUUCAGUUGCUUCUGGUGUCGGAUAUUGUGUAAAUGAAAAAAGAUUUCAGCGUCCCCUGCAUUAUGACAACAUUGACCAUCUUCAACUUACACUUGAGUCGGCUUGCGGAGAGUCCUCAAGUACAUGCUGAGAGUGCACGUUCUGGUUAGUGCAUUGUCUUCGUACUGUUCGCUUUUUGGCAUUCUCUUGUCUGACACUGGUGGGAGUAGGCCAUAAAGAAGGCUGUCUGAUGUAGGCCAAUUAGUUUCAAAGACAAUUGAUAUGUUAUCAAUAUAGACAACACGUUCUACUACUUAGAAAUACUUUUUAAUAAAUGUUUUAUUCUACAACAUCAGAGUGCAGCGCCACAUUAAAAACGUACUACAAUGACAAUAGUUUAAAUCGAUUUGAAGCAUGUUUUAUUUGGGGGGGGCAGAGCUUUGUGACGUCAUAUUUGAGGGGGGGUCUGACUUUUUGUGACGCUGUGUGACGAGGGGGGGGGGGGUCAAAAAUCGUCCAAAAUCUCGUGACGUCAUUUAUGGACGGCCCCGAAGACUGUCACUGGUGUGGGCUAAUCAGUUUCAAAGACUGCAUAUAUUAUCAGAAUAUAACGGUGUGUGUGGGUGAGCGCUGUCGCGCGAGGGUGAGCCGAGGUGACUGAGGUUACAUGAGGUAAGGCUGGGGUGGUUUGGGGGAGAAAUGUGUGAAUUUGAAUGAGCGUGGCGCGUGUAUGAGCAGUGACAUGUUCAGUGUUCAUCAGGGAGGGGGGCGGUCGGCGUUCGUUGGGGCUGGGGGCUCCCGCGGGGGCGGGGGGGUGCAGAGGUUGUGGUUGCCGUUGGCCCGGGGGCCGAUGUGUUUUUCGCAUUGGUUGGGGCGGGGCGGUCAGCGUUCACCCAGGGAAAGACGGAUGAUCGAUGUUCGCCGCGACCAGGGGAACUCCUGGAGAGGACCAGCUGCCACUGCAGGGCAUGCGGCUCAGUGACCAAGUCUGCGGCUGCGUUUUGUUGGUCGGGGCGUUGUUGAAGACGCCGACCAAGUCCUGAGACUGGAGCCAUGUGGAGUCACUGCGUUGAGUUGUUCAACUUGCGGUUGGAGGCGCCAGCCAAGACCAGAGAUUGUAGCCACGUGGAGUCUAUAGAAUACUAUAGAGAUAGAAAACUCCGUGACCAAAACAGCAGCCGUGUCAAGUUGUUCAUUGUGUUGUUGGUGGCGCCAAUCAAGUCCUGAUACUGCAACUCCGUUGGUUGAGUUCUUUGGAGCGCUGUUGAUGGCGCCAGCCAGGUUCUGAAACUGCAACUGCGUUAAGUUGUUCAAAGCGCUGUUGAUAGCGCCAACCAGGUCCCAAGACUGCAACUGCGUUGAGAUGCUCAGGGCACUGUUGAAGCCAACAGCCAAGUCUUGAGACUGCCGUUAUGUACCCUGGACUUCAGCUGCGUUGUUUCGUCACCCAAGAGUGGAUCGUGCAUAAGGAUUGGUACGAACAGUCGUCGCAUUUUUAUGUAUGUUUAGUCCCUACGGUGUUAUGUAAUUGUCAACACGUGGGGGCGCUGUGAAGAUAUGUUUUCGAGAAUUUGUAAUAGUUGGUUGUACUCGGUUGUUCUGUCUUUGUCGACGAGCGUGGGUGCUGUGUAGAUGUUUAGAAUUUUGAAUAAUUGGUUGUACUUGGUUGUUGAGACAUUAUCCAUCACUGUUUGAUUCGCGUCCUUGGACAAAGUGUCUCAAGGCAUAGUUAAUACUUUCAAAAUCUUGUUAAGAAUAUCUAUAUUACGGAUCGAGUUAUUUGUACAUCUUUAUAUUGCUGUAAGUCCGCAUUCAUUGCCAGAAAGGGUAAAACCGAUUCUUAUUUUUCAUACUUUGAUACUGGCACAAAUUUUCCAUGGUAUAGCUGCUCACCCCGAGCUAUACAUGCUCUGGUAGUGCAUUGUCUUUGUACUGUUCACCUUUUGGUAUAUAUUGAGGGAAUUGCUUGGUAGAGUAAAUGGAGCCGAACUCUUCAUUUAUCCAGUUUGCCCUUCUGAUUUUAGUUCCAAAGCCUUGUAGUUUAGAAAUAGAAUUCCCUAUUUGGUCAUUCAGACAAUUAAAACUAACUGGAAUGCCGUGAAAUAUCUACGAAAUUGACCGCAAAAUAGCAAUCCUUAAACUGUGCAAUCAGUGAUGCUGACACUCCGCUAGUGUGCUUCAUAAUAUUCGGCGAAUCUCCUGCAUAGAAAUCUCAGAUGCUGAACUCUCUGCUUGGCAAGCAAAAGCAUGGAGUUUUCUUUUAUAGAGACUGCCGAGUCAGCAGCACGAAUGGUCGACUAAUGAAAGGAGUUCCAGAGAUCGCCUGGUAUUUUCCAGCUGGGAUGGACGAUGAUGUAUUUAUUGACUGCAUAACAUUCACUAAUCUCCACGGAGAUGCAAGAGAACACAAACACAAGUACAGUUUUUACAUAAGAUAUCGCCUAUAAAUGUGAUAUUACUGUUAGAUUGUCAUUGCAAUGAAGAAGGCAAACGCAUUUUACAAGAAUGUGUGUGUCCCCAAAGCCGUUGGUUUGCCUCUGUGCUGAUAUCUGGAACAAAAAUGAAAAUUGCUGUUGAAAAUCGAAAUGAGGCUGAGUUAAUUGAAGAAAUAAAUGUAAUCAAUAAAAUUAUUUUGAAACUA
Messenger RNA from Lethenteron reissneri (Far Eastern brook lamprey), 5021 nucleotides. RefSeq names its product interferon-induced very large GTPase 1-like. The record is from RefSeq and is a predicted model, not a curated record. Lineage: Eukaryota; Metazoa; Chordata; Hyperoartia; Petromyzontiformes; Petromyzontidae.